AUGCAGAGGUUUCAGUUGUGUUUGGGAAUUGUGACUAAUUUUACACUCUUUCUUUUCAGACACCCCUUUUCUGGCCGUGAGGUCCCCAUCUCGAAUGGCUCUGGCUUUAUAAUAAGUAGUGAUGACCUGAUAGUGACAAAUGCCCAUGUGGUCGCCAACAAGCCUGGUGUUCGUGUCAAACUGACCAAUGGUGAGACUUACAACGCCACAGUUCAGGAUGUGGACCAGGCUGCAGACAUCGCCACCAUCAAAAUCAAUGUUAAGAAUCCUUUACCAACGUUGCGUCUUGGCAAGUCAUCUGAUGUGCGUCAAGGUGAAUUUGUGGUUGCCAUGGGGAGCCCCUUUUCUCUUAAAAACACCAUCACAUCUGGAAUUGUCAGCUCUGCACAGAGAGGCAGUAAAGAACUGGGUCUCUCCAACUCCAACAUGGACUACAUCCAGACGGACGCUACCAUUGAUUUUGGAAAUUCAGGAGGGCCUCUCAUAAACCUGGAUGGUGAGGUCAUCGGCAUUAAUACCAUGAAAGUGACAGCAGGGAUUUCCUUCGCUAUUCCCUCAGACAGAGUCCGUCUCUUCCUUGACCGAUCUGCAGACAAACAGAACUCUUGGUUUGGAGAAUCGGGAUGGAAAAGGCGUUACAUUGGAGUGAUGAUGUUGACUUUGACCCCCAGUAUAAUCGAAGAGCUAAGGAUGCGAGACCCGUCCUUCCCUGAUGUUUCUCAUGGAGUUCUCAUCCACCGUGUGAUUGUAGGAUCUCCAGCCAACAGAUGUGCUGCUCUCUGAACAUGAUGUUAUCAGCUGUUGAUUAAGGCAUCCUAUUGAUGAUGUCAUUUCCUGUUUUCUGUUUUGCAGAGCCGGAAUGAAGCCAGGAGAUGUUAUUAUUGAGAUCAAUGGGGUAAAGGUGAACACGUCGGAGGAGAUAUAUAAUGCUGUGAGGACCAGCGAAAGCUUAAAUGUGGUGGUCCGCCAGGGGGCCGACCUGCUCAUGCUGCACAUGACCCCAGAGUCCACAGAGCGACAUCAAGUCAAGUUUUUAGUAAGAUUAAGAAAUGGUGAGUAAUGAGAAGCUGUCAUAGUUGGAGCUGUUGUAAGAAAGGAAUCAUCUAAAGAGUUGAACAGUUUUAGCAAACGCUGGACAUUCGUGUAGUAAACGUGUUUCUGAAAGCGUAUGAAAUAAUGUGGAUGAUUCAGACUUCUGUACACUGGAUAAACCUCAGUGUGUCUGCGCAAACUACACUAUCAGUAUUGAUUUGAAGGAAUAUCACUGAAUAUUUUGUUUAGGAUUGUCAUGAUGGCAACAAACACUCAAAGACCUUAAUAAAACUGGGUGCUCUUAUUGUGAAAAUGCUGAUGUUUUGUAUUGAGUCUCACAUUCUCAUGUUACGACGUUUGUAUUUUAAUACAUUUUUCUGAACAGCUCUGAUUUCACAAUAAACCAUUGGAAUAUUUAUGGAU
Messenger RNA from Danio rerio (zebrafish), 1455 nucleotides. Lineage: Eukaryota; Metazoa; Chordata; Actinopteri; Cypriniformes; Danionidae. The record is from RefSeq and is a predicted model, not a curated record.